Molecule: messenger RNA, 26988 nt
Organism: Podarcis lilfordi (Lilford's wall lizard)
Lineage: Eukaryota; Metazoa; Chordata; Lepidosauria; Squamata; Lacertidae
Source: the annotation of a GenBank genome assembly
CUUAACCUAGCGUUCUUGAAUAAGUCUACCUUCCUGGAGAGACCCUGUCUCUUAUGAAUGGGAAUAGCAAUAAUUCACACACAGAAAAGCAUCCCUCUAUUCUUCCCUUUGCUUUAGAAGAAAAUGUCUAAGGUGGCUAAGAAUAUGAACUUACAAUAAGGAAAGCAUUAUCACGAGUCCAUUUAAUUUCACUGCACACAGGUGGUGUAGUGGCAAUAAAGGUUUAUUAUUAUUAUUAUUAUACAUGUUUUCAUUUAUUUAUUAAAAAGCAAUAGACUCACAGGAGGGAGGGCGCAAUGAGCACAGCUGACGAAAACAAAAACCACUGGAUUUGCUAACCGUGCAGUCAAGAGUUAGCACCUCGGAAAUGCGCUUUAGAUCCCCUUUAAAGCUGCACUCCUAAACACACACAGUUACUAGAGAGCAGGCACGGGGGGGGGGGAGCGGGCCUUUCUCAGGAGUAAAUGUGCAGGGGGUCGCGAUCCGCUUCUCCUGGUAAGGCUGAGCUAGACAGAUGCAACACACACCCCGGUCCCUGUCCUUGUAGCUUUGCCACCUAUUCUCCGACCUUAGUUUCUGUGUCUGCACGAAAAUAAAAACCCAAGCAACCGUGAAUAAUAAUAAUAAUAUAAUAAUUUAUACCCCCGCCCAUCUGGCUGAGUUUCCCCAGCCACUCUGGGCGGCUCCCAAUCAAAUGUCAAAAACAAAACAGUACAGCAUUAAAUAUUAAAAACUUCCCCAAACAAGUCCUUUCCUCUGCUUGGGAGGCAUGUAUCUGGCCGCUUUCCCCCUGCCGCUUUUAAAGAGGCUUUUCUCCCGCACCCCAAGGCCGGCGCGGAAAGGAAGAGCGCAAACGCCGCCGGCGCUUCAGGGCGUGACAAGGCCGCGUCUCGGCCUCCGAAGCGCCUCCCGGAGCGGGACAAAGAUGGCGGCCGGCGUUCGCGCGCCCAUAAUGCUCCGCGGGAGGCCCAGGCGACCGGGCGGUUCUUCCGGACUCGGGGCGGCGGCGGCGGCGGCCUCAGCUGGGCAUCGCUGAGAGAAGAAAGAGGGCGAGAGGACCGAAACUUAUGUGAGAGAAAGAGGGAACGGAAGGGCUUGUCCGUCGGUUCCCUUCUGCUAGAGGAGGAGGAGGAGAGCCAUGAGGCGCCGGGCGCCGCCGACCUCCUUCCCGCUCCCCGCCCUGCUCCUUCUCCUGUUGGUCUUCGGGGCUCCCGAGCUGGGGGCGCUGAGGCACCCGGCCGCCCCUUCCCCUCGGCCCGCCCCACAGCACCGGGGCAGGCACCGGCCGCCGCGAUACGGUGAGUUAUUUGAGAGAGAAAGAGAGGCGGACUUCCAUAGACCCUUCUUUCCCCCAGGCACUUUUGGGGUGCGGGUGGGAAACUGGGGGGGGGGGGCGUCGCCAGCCAGACCUGCUCCCCUCCCCCUUAUCUCUCUUCAGUUAAUAGAAAAUUUAAAAUGAAGGAUAUGGGAUAUGCUGUGUUUGGCGGGGUUUGUGCUGGGAGAGUCUCAGGCUGCCCUCCGUGGCUGCUCCCAAAGCAGCGCGCUGGAAGGAAAGCCCAGCAUCCGAGGUGUCUUUGGGGUGGAAAGGUCGCAUACUUCUGAACAUGCUUACUCGGAAGUAAGCCCCACUUCGUUCAGUGAGGACUUGCUCCCAGUUUUGGCGUGCCUAAGGUUUGCAGCCUGAGUCUUUUUUUCACCCCACUCCCCCCACUGCGUGUAGUGACUGGGUUUUGGAAACUCUGCAAACUGAGAAGCUGCUCAGUUAUUUCGGUUUGGUGGGGAGGGGAAAAACCCCAGCCAAUCUUAAACCUGAUUGCGCUAGAGCAGGGUUUCCUAAACGUGGGUCCCCAGCUGUUUUGGGGACUGCCAUCAUCCCUAGCUAGCAGGACCCAGCAGUCAGGGGAUGAUGGGAAUUGCAGUUCGGAAACAGCUGGGGACCCAAGUUUGGGAAAUCCUGCUCUAAGAGAGCAGGGCUGAGGAAACAAGUUGCUGUCUGGAUGCCAGUUGGACUGCCAGCUUCCAUCAACCCCCCAGAGCCAGCGUGACCAAUGGCUAGGGGCAGUGGGAGUGGUAGUCCAACCAUGUCUCUCUAGGGCACAUGUUCUUCUUCCUGUUCUGGGAGCAUGGAAGGAAAGAUACACAGUGCUGAUGUUGCAUGAAUGUUAAAUAACUGUAGUAUUAAGCCUGUGAGGAAGUUCCUGGUUUGCCUCAGUGCUUUGUGGGAGGAAAAGGUUCUUGUACAGAGGAAGGGGCUGCUCAUAGGGCUUUUCUGUGGAAUCAAGUUGGAGGAUGCUCAGAAAGUGUUGUUGUAUUUGAUUACUAUUACUAAGUCAAGAGCUGUGGCUGCAUAUAGUACUGGUAAACUCUCACUGUUAUAUCUGUAUUGGAUUUGGUUAUACAGGUCCUGAACCAGGUCCUGGACUGGGUGAUGGGCAGAAUAAAGGCCCUUAAGCUUGAAACUGAAUCCUUACAAGACUGAGCCCUUGUUGGAGGGGUGGCUGUGUAUGGGAACUGAGCAGAUUGCCUGUUCUGGAUGGGGUUACACGCCCCCUGAAGGUUCAGCCACAUGUGUCACUGGAGGUCCAAGUGGCCACAGUGGUGUUAUGUGCUUUCCACUGGCUUUGGCUGGUAAUCCAGCUAUGACAGUUCUUCAUCCAGGAUAACCUCACUAUUGGUAACUUUAAUAAAGUGCUCUAAUUGGGGCUUUUAUUGAGGUUGAUCUAGUAGUUGUAACUGGCACAGCAUGUAGUGGUUAAGUUGCUGACUAGAUCAGCCAGUUGUGAGGAUGUUACCCCUAUUGCUUAAAGCAGGGACGUCCAACUCCCAAUAGACUGCGAUCUACUCAUAGUAUAAAAAACCUGGCAGUGAUCUACCCAUUGUCGUUGGAUAGAACACCGUUGCUGAGCUUUUUUUUAGGAAGCCAAAGUUGUGGAGCUUUUUUGGGAAAGCCAGAGUUGUGGAACUUUCAUUUUUUGUGGGGGGGGUGUGUGAAGGAGAUCACUGAAGGGCCAAAGAUGUACCAGGAAUACCCCAUGAUUUACCAGUAGAUUGCAAGCCACCUGUUGGACACUCCUGGCUUAAAGCAUUACAUUGGCUUCCAAUUUGCUCCAGGGUUGGUCGAAACUGAUGUUACUGGCAUAUAAAGCCCUGAACAACCUGGGACUGGGUUACCUAAGAGCAUGCCUUUUCCUGUAUAGGCCUGCCCGUUCUAUGAGAUCACUAGAGCAGGCCUUCCUGGUUGUCCUGCAGCCUGCAUAACUUAUCAGAUGACAACCAGAGGAAGGGCUUUCUCUGCAGUGGCGUCCAACCUUUGGGAUCAUUUCCCACUAGGUUUCAGGCAAGGUCCAGCCUUGCAUGUAAAAUUGGCAUGUCUUGUUUUUAUGGAAAACAGUGUAAACCAUCCUAGAUUUUUCAGUGAAUAAAUAAUCACACUUUCAUACACUGUGGGAUUUCUUGUUGAUAAAUGACAAUUGAUGUUUCAAAUAAAUAAUGUACAAUUCAGAAUCAUCACUUGCAUUUGUAUCCCACAUGGCAGAUAGUGAGUGAAUUGUGUGUAGAAAUUGGGGCCCGUGGUGAGUUGAUUAUUUAUAACCUAUGAGAAAUUCAGGGAUGUUGUAAUAAUCCCCUUUCCAAUUGAAUGAAUGGAUGAGUAAUAGAGGCUACAACUGGUACUGUUCAUGAAAGGUUGCUAUGUAUCUUUGCCUCUAACAGGAGUGCUCUUAUUUGAACUUCCAGCAUCCUCCUUCUCCAGGAUGUUAUCUUUCCUAAGGAGGAGAAGGAACUGUUAGGAGCAGGGGAAGGAGAAUUUCCUUUGACUGGUAACUGGCUCCAGUGUGUGGCAACUUCUUAGCUCUAGGGUGAUGAUGUGGUAGCUGAGUGGUGGGGAGAGUGGGCAGCAGGGGGGGGGGGAGGUGAACACAAAACAAAAUGGAUCAGUGAGGCUGAGGAAAUAAGCAAACCAAGCUGCUUUGAAAGAUGGAGAAGUAGGAAUAUACCCCCUAAUAGCUAUUUCUGACCCCUGGUGAUUGUCAGGGAGACCAGAGGCUGCCAAGCCAAGGGGAUCCCCAGCUAGGCAGGGGAUUCAGGGAGCUCUGGAAGGAAAACUAGGUGAAGGUUACUGUAUGGUUGCCAAGCAGGCAAGGUGCUAAAGAUACUCUGCCUCAGGUAUGUAUGUGGCAUGCAAAUGCUCACUUCUGUUUCUAGCUUCCAUCUCCGCUCCCCGCUUGGCUCCUGUUUCCUUUCUUGUCAUUCCCCUCUUUUUUCUGUUGCCGCUUCCUUUCCUCUGCUUUCCUUUCUUCCGUGUUCCUAUUAUAUUAUAACUAUAACUAUUAUAUUAAAUAUAGCACGGGAUUUUUACAUUUGUUGCAUUCACAAAGAAGUUUGGAGAUGCUACUGUAUCAAAGCUGCAUGCUGUUUGAAAGUGAUGCAAAGUAGAAUAAAUCUGAACAAUGUUGCAGAAAGAAGCCUGUGCAUAUUCCAAGUUGUUCUUCCUUGCUUGCUUCUCCCCCACCUCUCACUGUCCUUUCCAUUUCAGCUUUCCCUUCUUCACCACUCCUGCCUCUUGUUGCUGCUUCCUCCUUCUGCCUGCACUCAUAACCAAGAGCCAGGACGCUCAUUUGGCUAUAACAGUCAAAAUGUGGCUCAUACUGCAUUUGCUCCCUGCUCUUUCGCUCCAACACAAGUAGAACAGCUUUUUGGGUUGUUUUUCUUUUACUCCUCCCCUUUUCCUAAAUAUGUUUUGUACUUAUCUGUAUACCUUGGGAGUUCACUCUACUCUAUUGUUACCUUGCUUGUGUGUGUGUGUGGUGUCAUUUUGGCUGUAUAACAAUGACACUCUUCUCUUCCUCUGAAGAUUGGAAGUAGAGUUGCACAUGCACCACUCUUUUCCUGUGGUAAGAGGCAAGUGGUGGCCAUGUGAUAAACAGCUGUCUCUCAUCACCUAAGAGCUUCAAUUUUGUAUCUGAAUGUGGGGAGUGGGGAGUGGGGUGACACUGUAUUGCAGCCUUCCAAAAAAAAUGCUCAUUCCGUUUUCAGGGCAGGGAAAGGAAGUUGCAGUCAAUUUUUCUCUUUAUUGUCAGUACUGUCUUUACACUUGUAGUUCCUAAUUUCACAUGCAGCAAUACACUGAAGCAACGUUGAAGUGCCACUAGCUCGGUGGAAGAGCAUCUAACUUUGCAUGCAGAAGUUCUCAGUUUGAUACCGGUGGAUCUGUUUAGAACAGGCUUCCUCAAACUCGGUCCUCCAGAUAUUUUGAAACUACCAUUCCCAUCAUCCCUGACCACUACUCCUGCUAGCUAGGGGUCAUGGGAGUUGUAGGCCAAAAACAUCUGGAGGGCCAAGUUUGAGGAAGCCUAGUCUAGUUUAGAAGAACAUUGUCUCACAAGGCAGGGAAAGACUGACAAAGACUUGGGAGAGCUGCUGACAAACAAUGCUGGGUUAAGUGGAAGAAAUAUCUGAUUUGGCGUAAAGCAGCCACAUAUAUUCAUCAAACAAUAUUUUUUUAGUGCCCUUGAGUGUCUUCUCAUUUUGUGGGAAGGAAUGGAUAGGCAGUUGUAGGAGCAAAUGCUGGUAGCUGAUUACUUUAAAAAAUUCUCUGGAAUGGGGUGUGGAGUGUCUGGUUUCAUUUCCUGGUUUUGCCAUAACUUCCAGUAUAACAACUUGCGUUAUGUGUGCAUCAUGCUUCUUGGGCAUGUGGUUUCCACACAUCUCUCUUGAGAAUAAAAUCAUUGACUUCUAAAGCACCUGUUUCUGGGCUUACUUGGAAUAAAAAGACCUGGGGGAAAUAUUCCACACAAGAAAAACAGACACUAUUGCUUGAAUGCAAGGGCAUUCUCUAAAUUAUCUUUACCCUGGCCUUUGACAGUUAAAGUAUUUUGUUUUGUUGAACCUACCUCUCUUGCUUGAUUUAUGCUGCUCUGCUCCAUUUGGAAUGGUGUUGCUUGUUUUAAGGCUUCCCCUGUUUUUAGAUUUGUGUAUUGUUGUAACCAACUCUGAGACCUUAAGUUGGAGGGUGGGUAAUUAAACUUAAAUAAAUAAAAUAAUGAGUGUUCAGACUAUUUAGAGCUGAGCUAUGCAUUCUGCAAAACUCAGGUGCUGCUGCUUGACGGGACCACUUUUGACUGGAGGUUGUAAGUGGCAGAUUUGAAUGCUCUCAGUGUUAGCAUGUUGGCCAUAGGCUUUAGCAUGACCUUCUCCCUGGGGGUGAAGUUUUGGACAUUAUUUUGUAUAAUCUAAACAUUUAAAAAUAUUAAAUGAUAUGAAGAAAUGCUAACACAGAAGUUAAUGUGUGUGUCAAUAAAAGCAUUCAAUAUGCUGCUGCUAAAUAUAUAUCCCUCUCCUUUUGUCCAGUUGUUGAAUUCUAAGAAUAACUGCUUCCCUUGAAAAUAAUAUUAAAAUAUUAUGCUUGCAGUAAUAAAUCUGCAGUUGUUAUACCUGAAAUGGACAGAAAAUAAAUGGAAACAAAUUGAUUUUAAAUGUCACAUUUUUAAUUUAUUUACGUAAUGUGUUUGUUUGCCUUACGUAUUAGUGGUUUAAACAAGCAAACAUUUAUAAAAGCCAUUUGCAAUUACUUUUGUAAAUGCCAACUGUUAUGGAAAGGUUAGAAAUGGUUAGAUUUUUCAGUUGAACUGAUCUAAAUACUGUUGCUCUUCGGAACAGAUGUAAAUAAGUCAUUAACAUGUCUCAGUGUAGUUUAUGAUUAAUGACAAGUAGUUUCUUGAUCAGGUUUUCAGUCUUGGGCAUAUUAUUGGUCUUGGGAUACUAUAGGCAUGUGGAAGCUGGAUUUUGAAAGUGUGCACUACUUUGACUUGGGGUGAUCGCCUGGACUUAGAUUCUUGUCACAGAUCAGCCUUUCUGGAGACUUCUAGAUCCUAACUAGAUACUAUCUACCUUAGCAUACAAAGACGUGUGGUUGUGAGGGCUGAUGAUGGCUCUAUACUUGCCUUCUGUACUACUUAUGUACACUAAUUGGAACAAUGUGUAAAUGGGAUAACUCUGAUGUUAAUAUUUGCCGCUUAAAUACAGAGAUUGAUGGCCAGUUAAGCAGUGGCAGGCUUAGUAACACAUUUGGCAAAGGAUGAUUAAUGAUGUGGAUGGCCAAAGUGGAAUCUUUGAACAUGUAAUUUGCAUAAAUACCUUUGGGGUUUAACAGAAGUUGAACAUUUCUGCUAAUAGGCUGAUUCUAAGUUUCUUGCAUAUUUUUAACCCUCACGAUGAAAAUAUCUAUCCACAAUGAACACCAGCAAAGUGUGAAGCCCUAGGUUUUAUUGUUCUUGUUUAUCAUCAAUUUGUUAGUACGGUAGGUUAUAUUCUUGCUUUGUGAAAAAUGGAGAAAAAAGCGGGUUAGAUGGCGUAGACUAGAGAGAGAUGAAUUAGUACAUCUCUACUGAUAAAAGCUAUGCAUUAGAAUGUGGUUCCUCAGCUCUUUGUGGAACCAUCUAUCUAUCUAUCUGCCUGCAUUUUUUCAGUGGAUGUAUUUUGUUUUAUUUCUAUGCUACAGUAUAGUAAUCUACACUCACCAGGACUUUUCUUAGAAUCAUAGAAUCAUAGAGUUGGAAGAGACCACAAGGGCCAUCGAGUCCAACCCCCUGCCAAGCAGGAAACACCAUCAGAGCACUCCUGACAUAUGGUUGUCAAGCCUCUGCUUAAAGACCUCCAAAGAAGGAGACUCCACCACACUCCUUGGCAGCAAAUUCCACUGUCGAACAGCUCUUACUGUCAGGAAAUUCUUCCUAAUGUUUAGGUGGAAUCUUCUUUCUUGUAGUUUGGAUCCAUUGCUCCGUGUCCGUUUCUCUGGAGCAGCAGAAAACAACCUUUCUCCCUCCUCUAUGUGACAUCCUUUUAUAUAUUUGAACAUGGCUAUCAUAUCACCCCUUAACCUCCUCUUCUCCAGGCUAAACAUGCCCAGCUCCCUUAGCCGUUCCUCAUAAGGCAUCGUUUCCAGGCCUUUGACCAUUCUUGCCUAAAUAAUUAAUUUAAAUCUUAUUAGAAACCUCUGGUUAUAUUUCUGAGUCACUGAUUCAGACUAAUGCUUUAUCCAGGGGAACUUGAUGACUGGAAUGAUGAAAUGGUUCACUAUUUAAGUAGUGGGAAAGGGGAAUUCAAAAAAUAACAAAUUCUAUGACUCUGUUUGGACAUAAAUGGAAACCAGUUUCCUGCUAUAUGAACAAGCCAUAGCAAAUCUCAGGCUCAGGUUACAUAUUUCCACUUCCUCUUCCCCUCUCCUCUCUUAUGGCUGCAAGGAGGUGCUUGUAAACUUCUACUUUGUUUUUCAACAAACCACAGUUCCCCAUUGCAUCUUAACUUGAGAAGCUGUGCAUUGCUUAAGCUCUAGGUAGUGAACCAGGAUCAGAAGCCACAAUUUGAUCAUUGUUGCUUCUCAUGAAAUAGAGUGAAAAUCCCUCAAGUUUAGCUCCUCAAAUUCAAACAUAAUGGAGAGCUGUGGUUCAUUUAAAAUUGGAAGCUAAAGUUCUGAGCUCCUACUUCAUGUGUGCAAAAGCAGUAGAGCGACAGUGGAGUGUGUGAGCUUGAGGCAUGCCAUGGAUGAUUGAUGUGGCGGGAAUUCUUGUCUUUUUAUUACAUCUAACAAGGACAUUUUUCUAGCUGUUCUUUUGUUAAGCCUUCUAUUUCUUCCCCACAGAGAAUCUGGAAUCUGUUCUCUCAGACUAUGAUAUUCUUUCGGUGUCAAACAUCCAACAGCACUCAGUAAGAAAAAGAGACCUGCAACCAGAAUCCCAUAUAGAGAAACUCAUAAGUUUUUCAGCAUUGCAUAGGUGAGGCAUCUUUAGUGAGAAGUUUGACUUAAUAUUAUCUUACUGAUUCCCUUUAAAUUGUUGAUUUCUGUGUUUUUUCCUCUUUUUACGCAUGCUUUUUUCUCAGUUCUGCUUUAAUUUCAGUAAUUGGCUUUUGUUUGCAUUGUUGGGAGGCCUAUAGAUCAACAAAUUUAUUCAGAUUAUCAUUAGAAUUCUGUAGUGUACAGUUGCCCCAAGAAAGGUGUCCGUUCCCUUAUUAUUGAAUGUUUACCAAUUCUUAUGCAUUUGACUUUUUUGAGAAAGUAGAAUAGCUAUACACAGGAACAACUGUGGUAAUUUGGGUUUCUGAACACCAAAUCUUCAAUGAGGAAGAAAGAACUAAGAGUGUGGAAUCAUUACAAUCAGCAGCUACUGCUCUCUUUUAUAAAUCUACUCUCCACUUCAGCACAUACAAUGUAUUUAAGCAAAAUUGUUCAAUUUGUAUUAUGUAUGAAUUUUAGAGCAUUAAGCACUCCCCUUGAACAAACACAGUAGGUAGAAUCGACACACACAUUAAAAAAACCUUCUUUUUUUUAAAAAAAGUGUUUUUAAAACUACAUUGAAUUUUCCAUAAGGCUCACCAUCACUAUCUACUGUCACAUUGUAUAUUGUACUUAAAACACACUUAAAACAUAUUAAUUGCAGCUGUAUGGCUGAGUCCAAAGACUCAAGGUGUCUCUGAGCUAGGAAAGGGGACAAGGGUUCGGCCUCACAGCUGUGCUGAGCCUCAGGGACUCAAAGCACCUCUCAAGCUCAACUUGAUACCAAAUGUAAUAUCCUAGUGUAUUUGGAUCCAUUAAAUGUAUUUGAACCCCAAAUGUAAUACAUCAAUGUGUUUGGAUACAUUAAAAAUAUAUAGCUGAUAUAAAUCUCAAAAUUAAAUGGAAGCAAAUUAUUUUACAGGCAUUUUAAAUUAUACUUAACUUCAACUGCGGACCAUUUCCCCAAAAACUUUCAAGCACUUAUAGUGAAUGGCCAAGGCAAGGAAACCGAAUAUCAAGUACAGUGGCAGGAAUUUUUCACAGGACAUGUUGUAGGUGAGUAUAAUAAGUUGUUUUCGGUGGGAGGGGGAAAGUAUUACUGGAUUUUUGUAUUGUCAUAAAGAAGUGUUUUGUCAUAAAGAAGUCAUCUCGUACUGGCAUUCUAUAUUAUCAUGAGAACUUCAGACAUUGUUACUGGUUUAAUCAGACCAUUUACAAAUGGUGUCACGUAGAAGUAAAUGAGUUUAUACCUAUUUAAAAUAAUCCUUUGGGGGCUAGUUGGCAGAUGAUCUGUGUGAAUCAGAACCUCAGAAGUUUAAAUAGUAACCAUAAAUUCUUGAAAAAUUUAUCUGAAAUGCUAUCUUCUCUAGAAUAUAUUUGUGCAUGCACUGUUUUUCUUAAGGACAAAAAGAUGUUGGAAGUCAUUUGAUUCAUGGAAUGAGUGUGGCUAGAUGUGAAGUGAUAUGCUUGUGACUAGGAGGAAGUGGUUGUUAAAUGUUACAGCUGAUGGUCUUUUCUUUCCUCCUCUCUCUUUACCUCAGGUCAGAGCAACUCCAAAGUUACAGCACACAUAGGUGAAGACGACUUCACAGUGAGGAUCAACACUGAUGAAGAAGAAUAUAAUGUUGAGGUACACCUCUUUAUUGGAAUCUACAUGCAGACAAUAUGAACUUUCAGUCAGGUUGCUUCACAUUGUUUAAUAUUUCUAGGGAUGGAAUUGCUGUUCGUUUUAACCCUAUGUCAAAUGUUUCUGCCAACUGUCUGUGGCUCUGUGGACUGAUAGAAACAGCCAUAUUGACUGGGAUGCUCAUGUGAAAUACUACAUAUGCAGGCAAAACUUACAUUUGGUUUAUGUACUGACCGUGCUGUUCCUUAAGGCUGGUGAACUGAGGCCUUUUGGUCAACUAAUCUAUUUAGUCUGCAGUCCUAUAUACACAUAUAUAUCUGGGGAUAAGUCCCAUUGAACUCAGGGGAGCUUCCUUCUAAGAAGACAUGUAUAGGAUCACACUGUGAAAGACAUACUUAGACAUCUGUUUCUCUACCUGUAGCCCUUGUGGAGGUUUCUCAAUAAUACACAAGAUGAAAGACUUUUGGUCUACAGAUCAGAAGACAUCAAGGAUUUCUCACGAUUGCAGUCCCCAAAAGUAUGUGGCUAUGUUAAAAUGGAAGAGGAGGAGGAGCUUUUGGGUGGAGGGCUGAAGGAGAGUAAAUUAAAUAAAGGUGAGUGUUAAACUGCUUGCAAUAAUCUUUCGCAAUCGAACUAGAAUUUUUUACUGUACAUUAAUGUAUGUAGUGAAGUGAGUCUUAUGGACACCAAAGAGACAGAAUGCAUACUUCCUAGCACACUGAAAGAGACUUAAAUGUAAUUUUUAUUUAAGACAGGCAUAAAAACGAUUAGGGCCGAAGAUUUAUACGAUCUGAAGAGAAACCAGAAUAUUCUGACUCUGAUGUGGAGGGAGCUUUUUCCUUACACUUAAGUAAAGCAAUUAUUUCUGUAUAAAAAAAUGAAUAAAUAAUGAGAAUAAUAAUAAAUGGACUUGCUGCCUUUGGCCUUCUUUAUGAUACAGUAAGAGAGAGAUUUAAAAAUUAGUACUUCUUUAAAAAUAUGCUGGUGUGUGUUAAGAACUGAGAGCUCUUUUCCAGGCUACGGUGUUAUGUGAUUGCUUUUUAAAAAUACAUCACAGUCCUUUAGCUUGCAAAAAAAAUAAUAAUAAUGUUGAACAAUGUACCGGAUUCAGCAAAUAAAAUCGUUUCCUGAAAGCAUAAGUUAAGAAGAUCUUUCUCCUAUUUAAAUUUAUUUAGUAAUGUUAUAUGGUACAUUGAGAUUUUCAAAGAACUUGUAUUAAUACAAUCAUUUAGUUUUGCUAAAAAAUAAACAUAAACAUUCAGAGGUAUAUAUAAUUGAAAUUUAUCCUCUUACAUUUGGGUAUUUUCAACAUGUUAAAAAAAUGUCAAUAAUCUCAAAGACACAGUAUGUCUCCUGAAAAUCCUAACGGGGCCCUAGGUUCCACAAAUGUGCUUUGUGAUGUUGCCCUAUAGUCAAUUUACAUGUUUCCUUGUUUUCUACAACACUGAAGCUAAAUAAUUACUUUGUAUACGGCACAGGUUUUAAAUACAAUCUGUUAAUGUAAUACAGUGGUACCUCGGGUUACAUACGCUUCAGGUUACAGACUCCACUAACCCAGAAAUAGUGCUUCAGGUUAUGAACUUUGCUUCAGGAUGAGAACAGAAAUCAUUUGGUGGUGGCGCGGCAGCAGCAGGAGGCCCCAUUAGCUAAAAUGGUUCUUCAGGUUAAGAACAGUUUCAGGUUAAGAACGGACCUCCAGAACGAAUUAAGUACUUAACCCGAGGUACCACUGUACUCAAUUCGACAUAAACGAUGUCUUAAAUGGUGACAGCAACUUGGUAUCUCUUUAAUUGUCACAAUAGCAGGUGUCCCUCGAAGAAAAAGAGCCACCCCAGACCCUUUGAAGAACACCUGCAGGAUAUUGGUGGUGGCAGAUUAUCGCUUCUUUAAGAACAUGGGCCGUGGGGAGGAAAGUACUACAAUUAACUAUUUGGUAAGUGUUAUUGUCUGCUCUUGAUUCCUUGAUGAAAUAUGUAAAAAAAACCACUCUGUUGUAGUUAGAAAGCUAAUAGAAUGUCACUGUUAGACAUAAGAAGAGUAUGUUUAAGUAUUAUUUUAUGGAUAUGGGUGUGUUUGUGUAAAGCCUGAUUUGGGGUAGAGUGCAAUAAUUUCAUUUCACUUUUAAUUUGUACACCGCCUUUCUAAAUUACUAUGCACAAGGCGGUUUGCAGCAACAAAAUAUGCAACAAGGAACACACACCGUGUAAUAAUCUGAUCCAAUACAAAAAGUCAUAAUGAAGCAUAGCUUUAAAAUGGAACAACUUAGUGGUACCUCAGGUUACAGACGCUUCAGGUUACAGACUCUGCUAACCCAGAAAUAGUACCUCAGGUUAAGAACUUUGCUUCAGGAUGAGAACAGAAAUCACGCAGCGGAGGCGCAGCAGCAGCGGGAGGCCCCAUUAAGAACAGUUCCUGGUUAAGAACGGCCCUCCAAAACGAAUUAAGUUAAUAACCUGAGGCACCACUCUAUAUGGAAUAAAAGUAAUAAUCAAGAAUCUAUUAUAUUAUAAUAGUACAUAAUAAAAUUAAACUCUCAAAACAUCAGCAAAUAAUAAUUAAAUCGAAAAUCACUCUUAAUAAUUGCAAUAAAUAACUACUAAACUAUGACCAAUAGAAAUAACCUCAAGUCACAAUGCAUAAAAUGGGCUCUCUUAUGCUUAGAGUUUGUGUAUCUUGUUACUUGGGGAUACUGUUGAUCCAAUUUGAUUUGCUGUUUCCUCCCACUAUCUUGUAUAAUGUGUUUUAGCCUGAAGGGCUCUCCAAAUGCUGAACAGCAGUUUAAAAUAUCAUAACAAUGUGUAUUCUGAAAGGAAGCGGUCACGGUGGUUGCACAUGUUGCUUUAAUUUUAUCCUCUUCCUCUCCCCCCCCCAAACCAACAACAUUGGCAGUAUUGCCUACUAAAUCAGAGGUGGAGAACCUGGUUCGCUCCAGAUAUUGCUGAACUCCAACUCCCAUCAGCCCCCGCUAGCAUAGCCAAUGACCAGGAAUGAUGGGAAUUGUAUCAAUCUGUGCCACAGAUUCCCCACCCCUUGUACAGAACUUUGGAAACCUCUUUCAAAGCUCCUUGAAAGCUUCCCUUGGGUUUUUCUUUUCUUUUCAAGUGUUAAAAUAUGUUUCAGAAUCUACUGACAAGAGACUGGAUCUGAAUAACAUCUCCCUUUUCUGUGCCUAGAUUGAAUUAAUAGACAGAGUAGACGACAUCUAUCGAAAUACAUCAUGGGAUAAUGCAGACUUCAAAGAUUAUGGCAUACAGAUAGAUCAGGUAUUUAGAAAAUACUCCUCGGAUAAUGUUCAGAUUUGAUCACAGUGUAUUUGUGUGUGUGUGUGUGUGUGUAUACGUACGCACACCAUUGAAUGCAAUGGACCUUAUGAAAACAUAGUCAAUAGUAGUACAGAAGAGCAGGCUAGAGUGUCAUUGAUAAAAUUCUUCAUCAAGAGAAAUCCAGUUCUGAUGGUACACACGAACGAUGUAAAUCGCAAUUUUUUGCUUGAUAUGUUUAAUUAUACAAAGUUGCAUCAACUUCUGGUUUACUGGAAAUUCUGGGCAGCUUUCCAUACACUCCCCCCGCCCCCCAUUUAUAGUCAAAAUUUUCUGCCUAUAACUAGGAUGUUCAACUUACAGUAAGUUUAAGGUGCAUUCUACACUGAUUCCAUUUAACGGCAUGCUUAAUAGGUGCACAGCGUAAGCAGAAUUCUGACCUAAUUUUCUGAAUCAUCUGAAUUAUAAGGAGAAAGCAGUGUGUGUAUCAAAAAAAUUGCUUACUGAGGCAUCUGAACUAAAUUACUUAAAUUAUUUAUAUAUCUUUUGAAUCUAGAUUAUUGUUCACAAUGAGUCACAACCUGUACGUUCCGGGGAAAGACACUACAACAUGGCAAAAAGUCCUCUAGAUGACCGUGAGGAUGCUUGGGAUGUGAAGGAGCUGCUGGAGGUAGGCUGCGUGUGUUCUAUGAUGGAUACAAUGUAAGCACCCCACUUAUUAGAAAGGCUUGUCUUUCUAAUAAACUGAAUGCUUACUACAAGUAAUACCGCAUGCUUGCUAAAAGUAAUACUGUGUGUUAAUUAUUUUAAUCCAAGAGGCUUAUCUAGGAGACUCCAAGUACCCAAGUACUUUAUUUCAGGAAUUUUUUUAAACUACCUGUUAGUAACUACAAUUUAAAAAUGAUUGAGGGCAAGUCACUGUUUUUAGACAAGGAUGAUGGACCAGGUGAUCGCUAUUGAACGAUGCUGCAAUCUGCAAAGCUUGUUAACCAACAGUGUCUCAUUUAUGGAGUAAAAAUUUUCUCUAAACUGUGUUUGGCACAUUUCCCUCUUCACAGCAAUUCAGUGCUGAUAUAGCCGACAGAGCUGCUCGCGUGUGCCUUGCGCAUCUCUUUACCUACCAAGACUUUGCUCUGGGUACUCUUGGACUGGCUUAUGUCGGAUCUCAAAGGCCAACCAGCCAUGGAGGCAUCUGCCCAAAAGGUAAUGUUUUUCCCCAUUUAACAAGUUUGCUUAUUGUUUGUCAAAGUGCCUAAAGAUAAGUGUACAUCCAGGAUAUGUACUCUUUUAAAACGGGUUGGUGGUCUGUAGAUUUACUCCUUAUCCAGAGGCUGUUCUAGUGAGCAGGAGUUUUGCUCAGCAUCCCUAUUGCAUUUGCAGUAUAGCUUCUUCAUUCAUGGUAUCCAAGUUGUGUUAGUGGGACACAUCAUGGGUGGGCAAACUAAGGCCUGGGGGCCGGAUCUGGCCCAAGUGCCUUCUAAAUCUAGCCCGCGUGUUUUUACAUGAGUAGAAUGUGUCCUUUAAUUUAAAAUGCAUCUCUGGAUUAUUUGUGGGGCCUGCUGGUGUUUUUACAUAAGUAGAAUGUGUCCUUUUAUUUAGAAUGUAUCUCUGGGUUAUUUGUGGGGCAUAGGAAUUCCUUCAUUUCCCCCCCCCCAAAUAUAGUCCGUUUGAGGGAUAGUGGACCUGCCCCCUGCUGAAAAAGUUUGCUGACCCCUGGUGUACAUCACCAGUCCAACACUAUGCGUUACUGAUACUGUUAAGAGACAGAGGAUACAUUAAUGAGGAUACAGAUUAGGGGUUUUUUUCCGGGGGUCGUGGUGGUAAAGGGCUUGAACUGGAGAAAAACCUAAAUUUCCCCAAAACGUCUGUCUUUCAGCUAUCUAGCAUAUCGUAGCCACUGCUUAUAAGAAUGAAGUUCAUGGUAUGUGUCUACACACUCCAGUGUGCUUUAAUGCACACAUGCAGUUCCUCCCCAGUGACUUGGUGGGGUUGUGCCUUGAGGCUACUAAGACAGGAAGCAAUAAUUUGCAAAAGAGGUGGUUUCAAAUGUAGGCCUGCCUCUACUUGUGAACAUUUCACCUUCUGUCCAGUUCUUGCUCUGAAUGCCACCCAUGUCAUAAGGUCUCCACCAGGGUUAGAGAAUAUAUUCAUCUCAGCUGAAUCUGAUAAGCCACUGAGGACUGCAGAUGUUCUCAAUUUUAGGCAACAGGCAAGGUUAUCAAGGCUGUGUAAAUGAAUCUUAAAUGCUGUAACAUGAUUUUCUACCUUUUUUUUAAAAGCUUUUCCUAGUCCGAAUGCUGGAAAGAAUGUAUACCUCAACAGUGGCUUAACCAGCACAAAGAACUAUGGCAAAACUAUCCUUACAAAGGUAUUGUAAGGAGUUGUGGGAAGUGGUUUCUUAACAUGCCUUACAAUUCCCUUAGUAGCUUCUGAGUUGAUGCCCUAUUAGAUCUAUUUUUUAUUUGUCCAGUUGGUUAUUUUCAGUUGGUUUCAAAGCUUGUUUUCUGUAAGUCCUGCUUGAUAUUUUUGAGUACCAUAGUUACCUCUGUGAGCAAUUCUGUCCCUCUGUGGAAAGCUUUUGACCUUUUGGUGCCAUUGUCAAUCUGUCUCUUGGCCCUUCUCCAAUUGUGCUGUGAGAUGAAAUUCUCUCUUACACUUCAAAGCAAGCUUUGGGCAUCUUUCUUUGAAAUGUUUAUUUUCUCCAUACAUGUCCAGUAUUAAUUCAAAAAGGAUUGUUUAAUUAGCUCCAAUUAGACACAUCUUUUUGCUUUUAUUAACAUGGGUUAGUGAGGAGUUCUGGUGUUACACUGCCGUUUUCAGUUGUGUCAUCACUGCCCCCCCUUCCACUUGAAGACAUGAUUGUGAAUUAUAUUCACCUUUUGCUGCACCAAUAAAAUUUGAAGAACUUUAACUACCACUAGUGAGCAAUCUGGCCGUUUCUGUGUGUUAAAGUAAAAUUAUCUGGUAGUCUUACAUUUAUAAUACAGGUAUUUAGAGCACUACACACUUCAUUAGCUUCUCAAAGGCAGCCUAUAAAAAACUGUGUGAUGUUAGCCCCAGCUACUCUGCGUGGCUCCCAACAGAUUAAAAACAGAAUAAAACAUCAAACAUUAAAAACUUCCCUAAAUGAGCAUGCUUCUUUUGUGUAUAUAUUUUUAUAAGGAAGCCGAUUUGGUUACAACUCAUGAGCUGGGACACAACUUUGGGGCAGAGCAUGAUCCUGAUGGCUUGCCAGAAUGUGCCCCCACCGAAGAUCAGGGAGGAAAAUAUGUUAUGUACCCAAUUGCUGUGAGUGGUGAUCAUGAAAACAAUAAGGUAUUUUUAAAAAUCAUCUUUCUUUCUUUCUUUUUCUCUCUACCUCUGUGUGUGUGUGUGUGUGUGCGCGCGCGCGUGCGCACGCAUAAGUGUGUGCAUGCAUAUAUUACAAACCUAUGUAGGCAACUUUGUUCCCUACAUAUGGUAGUGUUGAAUGGAAAAGGGAAGGAACCUGGAGGUCAUUAUUUUACUUAAUAUUUGCAUUGUCAAACUAUUUUUUAAAAAAUUAUUUUGUAAGGAAGGACCAGUGUGGCAGAGGUUAAGAAAAGGAAUGGACAGAGGAAAAGAUGUCAAGCUGUAGAUCAGGUUGUGGAUGGAAGAGGAAGGCUAAGGCCUAGUAUACAUUGGAGUUAUAUGCCAACCAAGUGUCUACUCUGCUUUCUGAGUUCUCACCAGACACACUUGUUUCCUUUGAAUUUGCAGGCAAGAAGGCUGCUGAUGAGAAAGGAAUAAAAAAAAUUACCAGUCUCUGGCAGUUGAAUUCCGUACCAUAUUUUGCACUUGUGCGGCAAAACUAAUAUUUAUAUAUAGGUUUGCACAAUCCUGAAUUAGUAGCUCUCUCACCACUAAUUUGUUUCUUCCUCUUCUUAUCGACACUUUCAGAUGUUUUCAAGCUGCAGUAAAGAAUCCAUCCUUCGGACUAUUGAAGCCAAGGCGCCAGAAUGCUUCCAAGAGCGCAACAACAAAGUAUGUGGCAACUCCAGAGUGGAUGAAGACGAGGAAUGUGACCCAGGCCUCUUGCGUCUGUACAUUGAUCCUUGCUGCACAUUUGAGUGCAAGCUGAAGCCAAAUGCCAAAUGCAGGUGAAGGGCCGAAAUAUAUUUCCUACAAAAGGGGUGGUGGUGGGAAAUGUGAGGCUGGCAAGAGAGUUUGUUUUCUUCUUUUUCAUAGUUGGGGAAACACAUGAUUAUGCUUAUUUACUUUUAUGAUGCUGUUUAUUUUAAUAACAUACAUUAUGUGACAUGAGUUUAGUGAACAAGAGGCUAGUCCUUUGAGUAAACUCCGAUAGCUCAUAUUUCUGUAUUAUUGAAUUGCUGGUUGUCAGCUACUUAACUCAUAGCAAAGAUGUAAUUAAAUAUUAUGCCUCUUUUUUAUUACUGGCGGGGUAAUUGAUGAUUGCAUGUCUAAAUUAAGUGUAUAGAUAAAUAUUUUAGAACUGCAGUGUGUGUGUGUGUGUGUGUGUGUGUGUGUGUGAGAGAGAGAGAGAGAGGGAGAGAGACGAAGAGACAUUUCUGACCCUUCCUUCUACUACUACUUUGGGUUUGUAAUCCUGAAUAUUCAGAUGUCUAAGUUUAUUCUUUCUCCCUUCUCAUCCCCUAGUGAUCGCAAUAGCCCCUGUUGUAAAGGAUGCCAAUUUGAAAGCGCACAGAAAAAGUGCCAGGAAGCCAUCAAUGCCACCUGUAAAGGAGAGUCCUAUUGCACAGGUACAUCACUGUAGUUGUUAGUUACUCAUUCACUUUUUGUCUUACGCAUGUUUAAAAAAGUGUGUGCCUGUGCAUCUUUUGCUCUUUCCUAAUUUCCAUUUCCAUCAGUACAGCGUGUUUACCUUGUUUUGGAAUAAUGGGAGUUACUUAACCUUAACGACACAUUUUUAAGGCUGUCCCAAGAAAGGUGCAUUCUAAGAGAUGCAUGUUUCUGACUUGGGAAUCACCUGGCUGGGGGGCGGGGAGUGUUUGCAUUAAUGUGUGGCAUUGCAAUAAAGCAAAAAUGCUUUGGCAGGCUGAUUUUGGGAUGUUAAACAUAAACAGGCCUUUGCUAUAGAACGUAAGAGUGGAGCUUUUUUGGCUCUGGGAACCAGAUCUUUAUUUGGAUCUACUCCCGCUGGCCAACUUUGACAGGUGCCGUUGGAGUUGUUCAUCCUGUAUGUGGCUCUUUGGGCUGUGCUGAUCAUAGAACUGGCAAAGCCCUUUUUUUCUUAUGACCAUCAGCAGAUGGGAAGCAGGGGCUGGGGGCGAGAAAGAAGCCUGCUUUUUGCAGGCAUCAGCUGCGUGCGGGAGAUGUCCUUCUUUCAGUCGAUGCCUGCAAAAUCUAGUAUUGCCUCCUGGCAUCUGUAGUAGGAAUCUUCUUGAGGGAAGUCUUUCAGAGAGACUUGCUGUGUGAAGGAACUUGUGAGGACCUCUUACCUGUCCUUAGCAAGCCAUAGAAAUCCUAAACAUGUCUGCUCAGAAGUAUGUCCUGUUAAAUAUACUGGGACUUCAUCCCAGGUAAAUGGGGUUAGGAUUGCAUCCUUACUUUGUUUAUUUCCAGAUAUUCGUAUCCUGAUGCAAGGCUAAUUCUCACUAAAUCUCUUCAUAGGCAAUAGCAGUGAAUGUCCUCCCCCAGGGAAUGCCCCAGAUGACACUGUCUGUGUGGAUUUGGGCAAGUGCAAAGAUGGGGCGUGCAUACCCUUCUGUGAGUGGGGGAAGAACCAGAGUUCAUGCGCCUGUAACGGUAAGGAGGGUUCCCUUACACGAUGAGCCAGGACUUAUUUGAAAUUGAAAACUGAUUGCUCAAGCCACAGACAUAGCAAAGUGAAGGAGAGCAGCAUGCGUUUUCCCUUUAGAGCGCUGUUUCAUUAGCUAGAGGUGGGUAAGGUCUCCUGUUAACAGGCACUAAUAUUGUCUGCGCUGGGGUCAGGUCAGGUAACAGCUUGAAUGAACUGCCAGACUUUGUUCAACUCUCAUCAUCCUUAGCUAGCAGGACCAGUGGUCAGAUUAUGGGAAUUGUAGUCCAAAAACAGCUGGAGACCCACGUUUGGGAAACACUGUUCUAGAGCUUUGGUCAGAUGGUAAUGGUAAAUGUUUCUCUGCCAGUGCAACGAAGCUGUCUUCUAUCAAGUCAGACCAUUGGUCAAUCUAGCUCAGUAUUAUUGGUAGAAGCUCUCAGGUUUCAGGCAGCAAUUUUUUCCAGUUGUACCUGGAGACACCAGAUAGAAUAUUUGGCCUUUUGCAUUCAAGGCAUGUGUUCUAUGCCCUUCCCCAGUUCCCUGUCUACUCAUUUACUUCUUGACCUUGUUUAUGUGGCAGAGCUAGUACUUUCCAGUGCCACUCUUUGGAAUAGUUGAAAUAAAAUGUUUUAUUUGGUGUUGUUCUUGUUACUUGGGACUGAUUGGUAAGGAAGCUUUAAAUAUCUGUUGCAGAGGGACUAAUCCUUGGAUAUCUCCAUUUCACUCUGGGUUUGAUGAAGUUCCUUUUUUCUUCUUACCAGAGUGGAGGGUGCCGGUUCUUAUAAAUUUUAAGUUAUCUGUGUUUGAGUACCAUCAGGAGCUUGUUCCUAGAAUAGUGUGGUCUUCAAGAGUAGACUAAUGAAUUGAAAAGCUGUAUGAUCAGCAAAGGGAAAUUGCUUUUUCGUAAAGGAGUAAUGCAUAAAUAUCCCAAAAGCUAACUAUGAAGUUGCAUGUUUAAUUUCAGAAACGGAUAACUCUUGCAAGGUCUGCUGUCGAGACAAGGAUGGGAGAUGCAGCCCAACUGUUGAUGACAACCGGAAUUUCCUGUAUUUGAGGAAAGGAAAGCCAUGCACUGUGGGAUUCUGUGACAUGAAUGUGAGUGUAUACAGGGUUAGGAUAAUAUUUUUCACCUCCUCAAAGCAUAUUGGUGCAAAAUCAGAAAAUAGAUCACUGUGAAAUUUUGUUCUUGUCGCAUCAUGUCCUAAAAUUGGUCCCAGAGCAAAACCAAAAUGGUCAACUUAACACUGUUGCUGUGGUUUUUGCAUCAUUUGCCUAUUUUCUGGUUCUCCCCACUAUCCAUCUACCUUUCCUCCCUUUCUCUUUAUCAAUAUCCAUAGAACCACUCAAGUAGUUUCAUAUACCAUAUGGGACUUUAGGCAGAUUUUUAAGCAGUUUUUGUUUAUUUAAACUGGCCACCUAGAGCAAAGUGUCCAGUUAACACCCAUUGAAACUACUUAAUUUCCUAAACAACGGUGUGAAUCUGCUCACUAAACAGUGUUAGUUUUACAGCUAAAUAGAACAUGAUUUACUGUGUGUCAUUUUUAUUACCAGGUUUUGCAUCUCUGUUGCACUGUGUACAUUUUGCAUUUUCUUUUCUUUUUUUAAGCUAUGGAGGGAAAUGUAUUUAAAAUAUUCUCAUAUAGGGUCUCUUGUGACCAGUACCCAUGGCAGUUUGAUAGAUUAAGUAUUGGAAUAUAAGAAGCUGUGCACUGGGCCAUUCAUCUUUUCUUCCCCCUGCCCACCAAGUAAACUCCAUCCUCACAAAAAAGAAAUACUCAAAUACUGAUAGAUAUUGAGUAAAAUGCAAUACUUGCUUUUCAACACCUAUGCUUGGUUGGUAGACUAUAAAUAUUCAUAUUUGGGAAAUCAAAUUGGUUCCUUGUUUGCUUAGAAAAUCUUUCUCUUAACUCAGUAUAUCUGGCAGAGGCAAAUACAUUGGUAAAAUUCAAUUUAAAUUUGAAAAACCACUGUUUUUUAUGCAUUAUGAUCUACUGUUCAAACAAAACAAAAUUACUUUUGGUUAUGCCUAAAGUAGGCCUUCAGAUUGCAGCCGAAGUGUUCCACCCACACAAUAUUCUUUGCCCUUUCCUCGCAAUGUGACGCAUGGCUGGUGCUCUUGGUCACACUUGUAUUGAGCUCAUAGUCAUUUCAUCAGGGGAAGAAAAGCCCCUUUUAAAGAAAGCUCUGUGUUUCUGCUCAUGUCCAGCUGCAGUCUUAAUUCACAUCGCAUAUUUUCCUUCGAGAAGCUUCUUCAGUGUUACAAUAGCAUUGUCAAAACAAAUCGACUCUGUAAGUUCCUACCAAUUCAUGCUGUGGCUUGAGCCUAAAUAUUAGGUGAUAAUUGACACCCAAGCACAUAAAGGGGCUUCCUCCCGAUCUUUACAUACCCUUAAACCAUAACUCAUUCCUUCAAGAUGGAAUGACUGAAAUUUACAUUGGAUAAAAUGGCUUUCUAAGAAACAUCAUGUCUUGCAGGGUAAAUGUGAGAAGCGUGUGCAGGAUGUGAUCGAGCGGCUUUGGGUUUUCAUUGAGCAGCUAAGCAUCAAUACGCUAGGUAAGCUUCCCUUGAAAUCCAUAAACCUGUUCUUAACCUUGCUGUUCUGCAUUCAGUGCCUUUAUCUUUUGAUUUCAGAGUGUGAGCACUGAAAGCAGGUGUUUUGGUUACCGAUUUUUAUGUCACCACGGGUAGUGGUACUUAAUGUUGUUUUGUAAGUGGUAGCAGGAAAGUGCAAGACUGUACUUCAAGAUCAUACGUUGCCAAGCUGAGAAGAUGCUUCUGGCCUCAUGAUCAAAUCUAAUGACAGUGGGUGCAAUACAACUUGUAUGGCAGUACAAAGCAUACUGCUGAAUACUUAAGUGACCUUGAUAACACAACACGAACACGGGUCAUUUUUGCAUAUUGUAGUUGAACUGUAGCCUAUUUUGCUUUAAGGUUUAUUUUCUAAGCACGUAUAUGUUGAGAGAAGAAAUCAAGCAUUGCCUUGCUUGGGUCAGGCUGGGAUCUGUUUGGUGAGAGUUUGCUAGCAGAGCAUGAAGGAGAUGGCUGUCACAGAGAGAGAGAGAAUCCUUCCAUGGGAAAUUUGGACACAAGAGUUCAAAUCUGCCUAUCUUGGCAAACAGUUGUUGAUGGGCCUGAAAUUGUCUUUAAAAAAAAAUAAAAGCUACCUAAGCCAAUGGUAGCCACCCCUACCACAUCUUGUGACCACAAAUGACUGAAUUGAUGUGUACAUGCAUGCACUUGUUCAGUGUAACAAACAACACUGCAGUGUGGAAUACUCCACUCUUAAAGCCAGCUGUGCUUUACACCCAAACACUCCAUUCCAUUCCAUUGGACUGUGUUUGAGGGGUGAUUCCCUUCUGUUUAUUUCUGUAUUCUUUUAUUUCUGAAAACCUUGGGGCUCCUCCAAGUCUUCUGAUAUCAUCUCAGUGGCUACAUAAAGAAGCAGCUUGGAGACUGGGUUCACUAUUAGCAUAGAGGGAAUCAAGAACUCCCCCCUCCCCAUCUUGAACUUGCUAGUAAUCAAUUUCAUUGGGUGAUGCUGGGUCCUGGUACUAGGGGAGGGACACUUUAUUCCAUGCUUUUAUAAUGCUCAGAUUGAAAACAAAUCUCCAGUUUAUAAAAGCACGGAAUAAAGUGUCAAUGAAAGAACUCCCUCCCAUAGUAUGAGGAACCCAGCAUCACCCAAUGAAAUUGAUUACUAGCAAGUUAAAGUAUAUUUUACAUUUGUGGAGAUAAAGCUCAUCAAUUGGCUCAGCUGAGUUAUUUAUUAAUUGUUUAUUUCGUGCCAGCAGCACGCUAUGGCAUUGUACAGAUUAAAAUACUUAGAAUGUUAGAUCUAAUACUGAUAUGGUGAAGACAAUUUGGUCACACUUAAUUGAUUUCUGCAUGUUUAGUUAAGAAGAGGAAAAGAAUUCAGAGUAGUCUCUGAGAAUGAAACUAUCAGCUGGUUUAAGUCACAGCACGGAAACACAUUGUAGAAUCUCUUUCACUAAAGUUAUGUAAAAACAUUUUUAAGGCCAGUUAACUUGCUUGUGUAUAACUUGUUUCCCCCUCAGCACAGGUAAAGUAGAUUUCCAGAGUUACAAUCCUACUAUUUGAAAGUUGGCAGGUAAUAAGGUAAAAUGGCAGUAAAAAAGAUCAACUGUUGUAGGGCAGAAUUGAAAUAGUUUAAUUAAAAACAACAACACCCACAGAAGUCUUGGAGAACUAAGAGAGCGCUCACUUGCAAUUCCACAACAUUGGGAAAUAUAGUAACAUUUAAACAUUUUGAAGAUAAAGCAUUAUAUCCAACUAAGUCAUAAUCAGUUGUACUCAUGAACAUUUUCUUGGGUUUUUAAAUUCAUUCUCAUCAACUUUAGUCCAUUUCAGUGAGUCUACUCUGAUUUAAAAACAAGUCAUUCAGAAUUGUAUCUACUGAACAAAUUAUAUGAUCCUGUGACAGCAGAUGGACUAGCUACCACUUGAAAAAUAUUUGUAGAAUUCUUAACACUGGACGCAAAUAUAUUUUGUCUGCCUCUGAAAUUGGGUGUAUCUUUUGUUUUUGCUUUUGUUUUUACAGGAAAAUUUUUAGCAGACAACAUAGUAGGAUCUGUGCUUGUAUUCUCCUUAAUAUUUUGGAUUCCUCUAAGCAUUCUUGUACACUGUGUGGUAAGUUUCAAUUACAAACCUCAUGAAACAGAUCUCUUUAAUUUCUGCCCACACUUAAAUUAAAGACAGGUGUUUAUAUUUUGCUUCAUUUAUUAAACACAAUGUGCAGGUGAAUAUACUUGAGCUUUACUCAUGAUAGUGGGUAGUUAAACAUUUAGGGAAUGUUCUACCCUGAAGUUAAUUGGAGUGAACAGGGAUGGGUGGGUGUCUUCCAUAGCUGACUUGUUACAUUUCCCUCUUUUUAAUAGGACAAGAAGCUGGAUAGGCAGUAUGAAGAGAACACCAAAUCUCUUUUUGGCCCCAGUGUAAGUUUGCUUUUUGCUGAAUAAUGUUUUCAGUAUCCUAUUUGUUACAAAACAGAUGUGACAGAGGCUUGCAGAGACUUCUCAGUACUGAGAACUAUUCAUGAUGUUUAGGAUGAACAAAUUUCCAUGGAAUAAAUGUAUCUUCCAGAAGUUGAUACACUUAUGGUAAACCACGCUGGAAGUUUUGUAGAAUUGUGGUUUAUACAUCUUUUCGUUUUUAAGUCAUGAACUUGCUUUCUGUUCAGCUGAAUGCUCUAAUUUUGUAGUACUAGGAAUUCCUGUUCCCAGGGCAUUUACACUUGUCUACUCUCAUUAUUUGGAUUCUGCUUUAUUUGAAUCGGCUACCGUUAUUGAUAGAUGGAAAGUUCCAAGCACCAAAACAUCUAUCCCCCAUACUCCUCCAACAUGUUAAAAAGAUAUUGAAGAAAUUAAACUAAAGUUACUUCAAGAUCCUAGAUUUCAUAGUAAAUCAAAAUUAAAGUGACUUGCUCCUCUGCCACUAUUGAUGCCAGGAUUUGUAUCUGCCAGAAUUCUGGGAUUGGUAGUGCUAGUCAGUCUUCUGCCAUCUGUGUUAAAUCUUAGUACUGCCUGGUAGCCCUACAGAGCAUUUGUGGACAGCUUGCCCAGAGAUUGAAGAGGUCUGGCACUGUGUUUUCGGCCACCAGUAUUGUUCCGUAACUGUGCUGCUUGUUUGUGUCCUUGCAGAAUGUUGAGAUGUUGAGCAGCAUGGAUUCGGCCUCUGUUCGAAUUAUCAAGCCGCCUCCUGCAGUGCCAUCGACUAGCCGGCUCCAGCCCCUGCAGCCUAUUGCACCAGUCUCUGUGGCAGCGGUGGUUCCGAAACUGGACCAUCAAAGAAUGGACACCAUUCAAGAGGAUCCUAGUACAGACUCUCACAUGGAGGAUGAUGAUUGCUUUGAUAAGGUUCCUUUCCCAAACAACAGCACAACUGCCAAGUCGUUUGAGGAUCUUACAGAUCAUCCUGUCACAAGGAGUGAGAAAGCAUCAUCCUUCAAACUGCAACGCCAACACAGAGUGGACAGCAAAGAAACGGAAUGCUAGUCUCUAGCUGCCUUUGGAGCUGUUGGCUCUGAUGUGCAAAAAUCAUGUUCAAUUUGAUGAACUAAAGCCAUUUCAUUAUAGAAAUAUCUUGUAUGUGUAUAUAUUGUAUUGAAAAACAGAAACAAGGAAGUGACCUACUGCAGAUGCUGGCCAUGUGUAUGAUCUUCUUUAGUUUCAGUGUGAGUGCUAUGUACACACAGACUCAAGUGUACUGAAACUUUUUGAAUUUUUUUCUUGUAGUCUUGAUUUGAACAUUUCCUUCAGCCUGUGGCAUAGAGGCAUAAUCUGCCUAAUACCAAUUGUUUCUUAGUAUUUUUAUAAAGUGCCUUUUUGUAGUUGAACAGCACUGCAAAGUUUUUAGAAUACAGAAGCCCCAAUAUGUAGUGAUUUACCUUCUUGUAUUACAGCAUUCAGCAGUAUUUUUAUUUUAAAAUGGAAAAAUGAGGUGAACAUUUUAAAUUAAGAAAGACUUAUGAAGUGUUAUGGGGGAGGCGUUAAGGUAACACAGCAAAUCUGAUAAAUGUGUUCAUGGUCAUUUGAAACAGGACUUUUAAUUAUGCAAUUUUUGACCAGCAGCUAGUAGAGACCUAAGCAAUGUUAAAAGUUUCAUUUAUUUCAGCAGGGCUUUAAGGGCACAUGACAAUGUCAUGGAUGAUGGCCUUUUUCUACAAAACCAAGUGGGUAAAAAUGUGCAUUGAAACUUUACUCCUUCAGCUGUGUGGGGAGAUAAUUUUAUUCUAGCAAAUUGCUGCCUGCCAAAAUUUGAUUAAAAAUAGUGCUGCUGAUCGUGGCUUUCGUGUGAUACAAAUCUAGAAAGGAGAUGUCAUGAAAGCAUAUAGAUGUGUAAUGAAUACAGUUUUUUGCUUGUUUGGGGGGGUGAGGUCCAAACAGAGUUCCUGUCCACUUCCCCAAGCAGCCUGUCUUAUAUGGAUGGUUUGGACACCUCCUGAGAUCUGUAAGCAAUAACACCUUCAUGUCGGCUGCUGAAUUCAUGUGGUCACUCCCUAUCCUUUCUUAUAGUUGGGGGUGGUGUUGAGACCCUGCAAAGUUUUUUUCCCAUAUAAAUUGGCAGGAGGAGACUGAUUUCAAAACUGGGGCCUGUGACUAUAGAAAUGCAUGGACAGAAAAAAGUGGUGUUACUGCUUAAAUAACUAUUUUGCAACAUAAUCAUGUCCUACAUUAAUUUGUGUAAAAUGUACACAUUUAAUAGCUGCAUCAAAAGCCAACAAAGUAUAUUUAAAAAAAUCCUCAGUUAUGAAAGACUUGUAUUUUUUCAUAUCUGAUCAACGAAACAUGUGACAAAUGUGUCUUUUUCAUGGAUACUUGUUACACUAAUACUUGAACUUGUGCCCUUUUGGUAUUUGUAUCUAUAGUCUGAUUUUAGAUUUCUUACUUAGCAGUAAAAUUUUGUGUGAGAAGUGAACUAAUGCAAUGUAAUAAAGUGAUUUUUAUACCUCUCCUUAAAAGCGCUGUGUGCAAGCUGACUUCUCUUUGUAGUAAAUGCACCUUCUGUAGAGGUGUGAUUUAAUCAAAGGCAUAUUACCAUGAUUGCCUGUAAUAAACAAAGAAUUGAUUAGUU